This is a messenger RNA of Coregonus sp. 'balchen', 7896 nucleotides long. Lineage: Eukaryota; Metazoa; Chordata; Actinopteri; Salmoniformes; Salmonidae. The record is from the annotation of a GenBank genome assembly.
AUGAGCACAUGGGCUGCUGGAGGGAGUAAGGCUGUUUCUGCCUGGGCCACCUCUGGGUUUUGGUUUAGGUCUGGCUCUGGGUCCAGGUUUAGGUCUGGCUCUGGCACCAGCUUAAUCUUUGGGUCCUUCUUUUCCAGCCUGUCCCUGUCUCUGCUGCUAGCACUGCUGCUCUCCCUUUCCCUCCCUGUGGUUGUCUGCCACCAAGCUCUCUACAGAGGCAGGCUCCAGCCACAUAGCCCCAGGCUCCAGCCACAUAGCCCCAGGCUCCAGUCCCCCAGCCCCAGGCUCCAGUCCCCCAGCCCCAGCCUCCAGCCCCCCAGCCCCAGCAGUCCUCUUAGGGCGCCAGUGAAUAGUUCCCUGGCUGCGUCCAGGGUUGGAGAAACUGGAGGUUCCUUGGAAAGGAUAGGGGGUCCACUGGGGAGGCACGUACGUAGCUACAACCACCUGCAGGGAGAUGUGCGGCAGAGGAAGCUCUUCUCCUUCCAGAAGUUCUUCCUGCGGAUUGAUAAGAAUGGCAGAGUCAAUGGGACCAAGAGCAAAGACGACCCCCUCAGUAAGUAACCACAAGAGUAUGUUUUUUAAUUUGUAGGAGAGUAAAAGAGGAGGAAACAGAGGUUCAGCCAUAGCGUAUUGAAAAUAAUCCAUUGUGUUGUCGAGGCUUUCCUCACUCUUUUGGCACGGUCUUCACUACAGAAUAUCAUACAAAUUACAGAAAAAAAAAGAAAAUUAUUGACUUGCGUUGAAUAACUUUACUGUAUGUAUGGAAAGACAGGUUUCCAGCACAACUUUUUUAGCAUUGAUCGUCAAUACGGCAUGUUGAAUCUAAAUGGUGGCAAGAUCUGUCUCCCAGCCAUUCACGGAUGGCAGACCUGUUCAUUCUUAGAUCUAGGCGAAACAUUCCUGACAAGAAGCUCCCUACUGUAUCUACCAGACAUCCUUGUGAUAUCUGUCCUGUCCCGACAUUCCGCACAAUGAUGGUAGCGCUCAGAUGAUUAAAACAGGACCAGGGAGGGAGAGAUUACCAACCUGUUAUCUGUCCGUAUUCACAGCCCAGAGUCAACAGUACUGAUAACAGCUAGAGAGGAGCAGGACUGGGGGUAGGAGAGGAUAUGCCAAUCACUACCAUGCUCUAAGAUGCUCUCACACACAUCCAGUCCGCUUAAUUUAAGUCCACAAAUAUUGCACAUAAUGCUGAUGCCGUGUGGUUUAUGAUCAAUGCAGUAUAAUGUGAAUGUGAUCUGGUUAAUUUACAGAGGUACAGAAACAUAAAUGUAGAUGUUUUGUACUCAUGCCCUAUUCAAAUCAAAUCAAAUCAAAUUGUAUUUGUCAGAUGCGCCGAAUACAACGUGAUGGAUAGCCUAUCACGCUCAGUAGAGAGAGCAUUAGUUACACUAUGAAUGUGUCACAGAUUAUAUUUUACAAGUACGUUACAGUGAAAUGCUUACUUACAAGCCCUUAACCAACAAUGCAGUUUUAAGUAAAAUAAAAGUUAAGAAAAUAUUUACUAAAGUAAAAAAGAAUAACAAUAAUGAGUCUAUAUACAGGGGGUACCGCUACCAAGUCAAUCUGCUGGGGUACAGGUUAGUCAAGGUAAUUUGUACAUGUAUAUGCCUGAAUAACUUAUUGUAACACUUUGUUGCUGUCUUCACUGUAACUCUUGUUAUUUAGCGUGCUCAGUGUACUGUUGUAAUAAUAACUUGGAUAAAUGUACUAUAUCUACUAUGCAUCCCCUUUCUAUCAACCCACUCAUUCCAAUAAGUUAAGUGUGUGAGCCUAUCUGUGUGCGGGCACGCACAUGCUCAAGUGGGGGUGUGUUCGGAUGUAGCAAACCAAGCAACCAGAGACACAUGUGCCCACUUAAACUACAACCCCCCCCCACACACCCCCACCACCCCCACACACCACCCCCCAUCCCGUGUAUAUGGAAGUCUUUAGCGUUUCUCCUGGGAGUUCUAAACCACAAAAUCAAUCAAAGAGGCUUAUGGGAAAGAGUAAGGGAAGUAAAAAUGUAACUAUUGGUGUUUGUUUUGACAAGAAGAUGACAGAAAUGUCUUUAUAGACCCUACGCUUUUAUAUAAAUGGGGCGGCAGGUAGCUUAGUGGUUAAGAGCGUUGUGCCAGUAACCGAAAGGUCGCUGGUUCUAAUCCCCGAGCCGACUAGGUGAAAAAUCUGUCGAUGUGCCCUUGAGCAAGGCACUUAACCCUAAUUGCUCCUGUAAGUCGCUCUGGAUAAGAGCGUCUGCUAAAUGACAAAAAUGUAAAUGUCUUUAUAGACUUUACACUGUCUUUAUUUGACAGUGAGGCAUAAAUGCUAUGAAUUUCAAUAGGCCCCUUUUGGGUAUUUGUGACAUAGUACAACAGCCAGGCCAGCAAUGUCUUCACUAAGAUGAUCGGCGGCUUCAACGUGAAGCUAGUAGGUGUUAACUUCUUGAAUCUUUCUAUUGUCUCUCAUCACUCUCACAAUUAUUUAUACAUCAGGCUAUAAUACUACAGUACUACUAGUAUAUAUUAGUAAUAUACUGCAGUAUACAAUACUAAGCCUCUGCAAAAGGUGACCAAGUUUAUCUUUGGGUUGGGUAUGACUGCAGUGGUAGGGGAGGUUGGGGCAGGGUACUAAUUCAUGAAUGACAUGGUUGAACAUCAUUGUGGUCACAUCAAAGCCGCGAGUGUUCAGUAUCAAUGGUGCUGUCAUAAAGUCAUUUCCUGGGGGGGACUGAGGACAGUGUGUGUGGAUUAUAUGGCCCACUAUCAGGUUCAUAGGGAAAGAGAUACUACAGGAGAGCAGCUCCGGUCUCUGCUCUGGCCCAGGGCCUAGACAUGAUCCCUGGGAUGAUGUCCUUUGUAGCUCCAGAAAAUGACACAACAUCAGGUUUUUGCCAACGAUUCUGUGGUAAUGCCCAGUUAAAACCACUGGGUUGAUAGAAAAUAAUAGCAUCAUAAUAAUGGAUUUACUGUAUGAAUAAAACUAGAAAAGUACAUUUCCUAAAGAAAAUAUGUUUGCUUGUUCUUGCUAUCAGCAAGCAUGUGGAAAUCUUUCCAUAGAUAUUUAAAAUCAUGCUGUUUGUGCAGUACAGAAGCAUAUCUGGAGACCAAGUUGCCAAUCUUUCACUAGUCAUUCUUAUUACCCCUCCUUUUUGGAGAUAUGAUUUAGGUCCAGUUUGUUUGUGUGCAAGGCUGAGACCCGAGCUUUGAAACCUGGUUACAACAGUGUUGCGAAUGAGGGGGAACAACUGGUAUUGGGCUUGAACUACCAACCUUGCUAGCAAAGAUCUCGACAGAUGUAGAGGUGGUGGUUUUGGGGGCUGCCCUGGGAGGACCCUGCUCUUGUCUGUUUAAGAGCAUGUAUCCAACCUCCCAUAGAUUUAUGAGGAUGCCUGUGAAAAACUGUCCCACAUGGCGUUCCAUCAUGCUGGGAUUCUGCUGGGAGAGAGGGCUGGAAUAGAUUCCCAACAUGGCGCUUUGCAAAAAGAAGUGCAUGUACAUAAAGCUACACAUCAGCUUAUAAAAGCAACUCAACUUAUCGAUAACUUGGUUUGCUAUGUUGUUGCAUCUCACCACAUUUGAAAAGCCUAAAAUAUUUCAAAUGAAUUAUACACAGUUACUGAGAACAGUAAUGGUGGACUCGAACAGUUCUAACUGAGGCCCUAACAGAUGUCUGGCGGCGGACAGAUUAGUCUAAUUUCCCCAAGCUGGGAUGGUGUGAGUGUGAGCUCAGCCUGUCAAGAGAGCAGGAGGGCAAUACAGGAGGCCACCAAAUGUGUUUGUGUCUUUCUCUUCCCGGGAGUCAUGUGUGCUGAGGCGCCUCCAGACUGGGACUGGCAUGUUCCUCAUUCGCUCUGUGUGUGUGUGUGUGUGUGUGUGUGUGUGUGUGUGUGUGUGUGUGUGUGUGUGUGUGUGUGUGUGUGUGUGUGUGUGUGUGUGUGUGUGUGUGUGUGUGUGUGUGUGUGUGUGUGUGUGUGUGUGUGUGUGUGUGUGUGUGUUUGUGUGCCCCUCAGAAGGGAAACCACAGCCAGUUCUCUCAGGGACACUGAGAUAUGAGAUGUGAAGAUGUUUAUGGAGGUGGAGAGAGGAAGGGUAUGAACAAACUAAUUACAUUCAAUGUGGUCCUAAUCUGCAUUACAGCUGAUUUAUGUUUCUGUCAUUCCCAUAUUUCAACAUGACAAUACAGUUGGAAUGGUUUCAGAUAUCUAAGUAUAUGUUUUCCUUAUUCUUAAAUCAAAUAGGCUACAGUGUAUCUGUACUGUAAGCUCCAUUUUUUGGAGACAACACUUUUUUUUUCGAAGAGUAAACUUCCAGGUACCACGAAUAGCAAUGGCAAAAUCCACCUUUACCUGGAAACCCACUGUGGAAAAUCCACAUUUACCUGGCAACCCAUUAUGGAAAACCCACCUUUAAUUCACAUUGGCAUUGUUUGCUCCCAUUCCACCCGAACGCACCAUUUACUGCAGUAACUACAAACAGAGCAUAUCAAAUGAGCCACACAUUAGGAGGAAGAGUCCAGCAUGCAACCAAUAUUUCCCUAAAUAAACAGUUGGAGAUGUGUGGUUGACCCAGGUGUAAUAUGUUGAAUGAAAAACACAUUUGUCCUAAUGGCUUCUGUUAGUUUUUUUCCGCCCUUGCGGCGUUGUAGAUAUCAUUCCUGGGUGAGCAAGUAGACAGUAGUGCUGAACAUGAAUCAUCACAGACCGAGUGGAUACGGGUGGCUUUUCUCUAUAGAGAAAUAUUGUAGAGACUGUACAUAUGUGUGUGCAUGUGUGUGAGCAUGCAUAUGGGUGUGUGUACACAAUGCUUGCUCGCAAGUAUAUGCACACCUAUGUGUGUGUGUCUGGAACUCUGUGUGUGUGUGUUCAGACUUCAUACAAACCAUCUCGCCCCAGCCUCCGGUGUGUGUGUUUGAUCAGUGGUCAUUAAGGUCUUUCUAAUCCUCCUCUAUCUGUCUCUCUGUCAUGGCUCAUCUGUCCUCCUCUGUUCUCUCUCCUUUCAUCCCCAGCAUGUUUACAGAGGGACCAGAGACAGCGUUAGAUAGUCUUACAGCCUCACUCGAUACCUGAAACCUGAUCCCUUACUGAAGCAACUCUCAGAUCUUCAAUGGCCGUUGUGUCAUGGUCCCUACCACCACUUCACCUGCCGGUGUGAACCUGUUUGAACUGGAAACUAAUGCAGAGGCUACCUCGCUGAUGUGAAGACAGGGGUGUAGGUCACAGUAUAUUUCGAAGGGCAUUUUUUUCAGGACACCUGUUUCACACAGCACCUUUAGACGGUCCGACCACAAGACAGGGAACUUGACAGUGACACAGGCGGCUUCACUUACUCAUCAGGGAGGAAGGAGGGGAACUGCUCUGGCAGUCUGAUCAAAGACCAUCGUCAUGACAACUCCCUGCAGUGUGUGUGUGUGUGUGUGUGUGUGUGUGUGUGUGUAUGUGUGUGUGUGUGUGCGUGUGUGUGUGUGUGUAUCAGGAUAACAACAGCACACAGGAAGUGGGGAGAGGAAGUGAAGGAGGGUGUCAUGAAAUCAAACGUGCCAUAGGAUCCAGAGAGGGGCCAUUAACACACACCAGUUUCAGAUUAGAUAAAUGUGUGUGUGUGUGUGUGUGUGUGUGUGUGUGUGUAUGUGUGUGUGUGUGUGUGUGUGUGUGUGUAUCAGGAUAACAACAGCACACAGGAAGUGGGGAGAGGAAGUGAAGGAGGGUGUCAUGAAAUCAAACGUGCCAUAGGAUCCAGAGAGGGGCCAUUAACACACACCAGUUUCAGAUGAGAUAAAUGUGUGUGUGUGUGUGUGUGUGUGUGUGUGUGUGUGUGUGUGUGUGUGUGUGUGUGUGUGUGUGUGUGUGUGUGUGUGUGUGUGUGUGUGUGUGUGUGUGUGUGUGUGUGUGUGUUUGUGUGUGUGAUAAGUGGGCUCUCUGGUCAACAGACAGAUUAGGAAGCUGUAUCUCUCUGACCUCUCUGAUACUACGGACACACAAAUAACCUCAGCUGUCUACAACAGCAGCAUGCUAUGCUUACUGCCGUAUAAUUCAACCUCUUCUAAUGGCUUUCGGGAAAACAGAAUAUUUGCACUGGGAAUUGGGGGCUUACAUACCAAACGAGCCAAACUAUUCACAAAUAAAUCAAACCUGCACUUAUUAUAAUCCUCAUGCCAAAUUAGUUAUUAAGCUGAAGUCUGUUCUUCUGUGUAGACUGUGGAUCUACGUAGAUGAAGCACACUUAUAUGGGUGAUAUGAAGGAUGGAUGGAUGGAUGAAAACUCUACAGUUUAAGAGAUUCUUCAGGCUUUUCUCUUAACUAUGAACAAGAGUAUUAGAGUACCAUAAAUCUGACCGAUAGCAUGACAGUUGGCUAUGAACCCACAUGAUUUCAGCUAGAGGCUUUCUCAAACACAUCUAGGUAAUGUUUUGUCUUGAGAAAGGCUCUACAGUGUAAAAAAAAUAAAUUGCUCUUUGGAUCAACAGAUUUUAUUUUUUACUUCAGCUGGUUACAAGUUAAUCUGUUAGGUUUUCUCAAUUAAAAAAUAUAUGAUUCAAUGCCAACUGUUAUAUUUGAUUAUUAACAAACCUAUAUUUGAAGUUGCAACCUAUUUAUUUUCAACACAUUUAACUCACUUUUCCCAUUUGGUUAAACCUAAUAAACAACACAAAUACAAACUAAUAUUUCAUGUAAGGAGAGGUAGGCAGACACUCCUGAUAGUUCUACAAGCUCUUAUCUAAUUUAUAUGACUACAGCAGAUCCAGAACACAUUCCAUAGCUUCUAUUUAGUCUGCCUCUGUGUUCUGGUCUAGGCCAAGAGUAUGUCUGUGGUCUGCCUUAAAAUUCCCUGCCUGAAUGGUUACAGAUUUCCCCUAAGUGGUCAUGAUGAUUAUAAACGGUUUAUAAAAUGUAUCACUUGUUUCUAAAUGAUUAUACAUGUUUUUUGUGUGUGUUCUCAGGUAUUCUGGAGAUCACGUCAGUGGAUGUGGGGGUGGUGGCUAUCAAAGGCCUGGGCAGUAACUAUUACCUGGCUAUCAGCAGGAAGGGAGAGCUGUAUGGAGCGGUUAGUAUCCGGGUCAGAGGUCAUUCAACAAGCCUCAAAAAUAUACACUUAGAUUCCUUUUGUCUUUAUCACAAGAGUUCUUAUCUUUGGAGCUGGGUUCACUUUUAACUAAUGGUGCAGUGGAAACUAUCAGAACUUCAAAGAGCACACUUUCCAAACCAAGUGCAUAUGAUUCAAAGAGGAAAUUGGAGGUCAGCAGGUCAUGACUACAGUGCUAAGUGACAUUAGAAUAUAUCCCAUCUAUCACUGUAACAGAUUUGCAUAAUUAACUAGUUCUAUUGAAUGUACCCCUCUAGUACAUGGUACUAGUAAUAUGGUACAUCUUGACUAAGUUGAAUUGGUUGUCAGUUAGCUAACUAGAUGUUAUUAGACAGUAGUUGCCAUAUUAUUCUUGUUACUAAGUAUUGUUUGUUUAUUUUGUUUUUACAUUUGGACACUUGGACACUUGAAAAUGAGAUGGUGCAUCUCAAGAGAUUUAAUUCUGCAAAUUUCAAAUAAAUUAAUAUGCAGAAUAAAUAAAUAAAAACAGUACAUGAACUAUAACUAUAGUAUUCUCACAUCCUUUGCUAGUGUAUGCACUUCACAAAUGAAAAUAGUUGAUUCAGUAUAAAAAUGUAUUGAGUCGGUAUCCAAAUACACAUUUGAGAAUGUAACCCAAUAAUGUCCUUUGUUCUUCCAGAGAGAGUUUGGCAUUGACUGCACACUGAAGGAGCGUAUUGAGGAGAACGGCUAUAACACCUACGCCUCAGCCGAGUGGAAGAACAAGAAGAGACAGAUGUUUGUGGGCCUGAGUGUCCACGGGAGGCCACUGAGAGGGAAGAAAACACGGAGGAGGAAUACAGCCACCCACUUCCUCCCCAUCAUGGUGUGA